UCGGUAUCUUUGAUCUUCGCUGUUCUAAAGCGCGACUGUUUGUUACUUUGAAGUCGCGGCGAUCGUCACAGCAUAAAUAACUUUUCCUCUCUCGCGCGAGUCUCAAACGCUCUUCUGAGCGCGGAAAACAGCGACGACAACAAUCAAAAGUACAUUAAUAAAGUUCGUUCGAAUAUGCCGCAGCUGAACGGUGGAGGGGGAGAUGAUCUCGGGGCGAAUGAUGAGAUGAUCCCGUUUAAAGAUGAAGAAGAUCACGAGAAGAUCCGGGAGAACGCGUUUACGGAGAGCGACCUGGCUGAUCUCAAAUCAUCACUGGUCAAUGAAUCCGAGAUCAGCCAGAACUCAAACUCUGCCGUGAUCAGAAGAGGACAGCAGGAAGAUCAGAGAAUCUACACCGAUAAACGAGAACAUCUGGACGACGUGCCCAGACAUCAAGAUGGUGGAAUGUAUAAAGCGGCGUAUUCUGGAUACCCGUUCCUGAUGCUGCCCGAGCCGUAUCUACCGAGCGGACCCGUCUCCCCAUCUUCCAACAAAGUGUCUGUGGUCCAGCAGGGGAUGCAUCCUCUGACGCCGCUGCUGCCCUACGAUCACUUCAACCCCAGUCCUCCACACAUUCCCACAGACGUCAGCCAGAAACCAGGUGUUCACAGGCAUCAGUCGCAGGAAAUCUCCGGUUUCUACUCGCUGCCUCAAGGCCAGAUCACUCCGUCCAUGAACUGGCCCAAUCAGCCUGUCUAUCCUCUGCCCUCCUGCGGCUUCAGACAGUCCUUCUCCUCCAGCCUCCAGAGCAGCUCCUCCUUCCCCAGGUUCUCUCAUUCUCUGAUGCUUCAGUCCGGCAUGCACCCUACAGGCAUCCCACACCCCGCGAUAGUGCCUCCCUCCGGCAAACACGAGCACGACCAGUUCGACAGGAGCAUUUACACAAGUUCUAGAGCAAAUUACCUUCUGUUUGGUCCUGUGAGAUCUGGAAUUGCCUUCAAAUCUCAUGCAGAGUUGAAGCGCGAGAAGGAGCCCAAGAAGCCGGUGAUCAAGAAGCCGCUGAACGCGUUCAUGCUCUACAUGAAGGAGAUGCGGGCCAAAGUCAUCGCUGAGUGCACGCUGAAGGAGAGCGCUGCCAUCAACCAGAUCCUGGGCCGACGGUGGCACGCUCUGACCCGCGAGGAACAGGCCAAGUACUAUGAACUAGCGCGGAAGGAGCGACAGCUUCACAUGCAGCUUUAUCCCAGCUGGUCGGCCCGUGACAACUACGGCAAAAAGAAGCGAAGGAAACGAGACAAGCAGCAGGACUCUGGCACAGACCCCGGCUCACCAAAGAAAUGCCGCGCUCGCUUUGGCCUCAAGCAACAAACGGACUGGUGUGGCCCCUGCAGGAGGAAAAAGAAGUGCAUUCGCUACCUUCAAAGAGGACGCUGCGCCAGCCCCCAUUCUUCCGAUGGAAGUGCUAUAGACUCCUCCCCUUCACCUGUCAAUCACCUGCCAAACCCCGCCUCCCCCACCAGCAGUCCCCUCCCACAGAGCGCCAAACGCUCCGCCCACCCACCCAGACUCUCGCUCGACUUCAGCAGAAUUAAAACAGAGAGCGCCGUAAGGCAGCCACAAUGACUGAAUUCUUCAAGUUCUCUUCACUUCAGUUUCCUCGGGACAUGGGGCGUCCUCUCAUCUUUUAGGAAGUCAUGGAAUUAGAUUUCCUUGUGGAUGAAUCUCAUGAAGAAUGUUUUUUUCCCCCCCGUUUUCAUUCAUUUUAAUGACAAUUAAGCAUAUUGUAUUCAUUACCAAUAAUGCAAAAAAGAUCAUUUUUGCUACUGUAGUUUGGAAUAUAUAUAUAUAUAUAUAUAUAUACACACACACACACACAUACACACACAUAUACAGGGUUCAACAUUUACACUUUUAUAUCCAGAUACAGUUAAGCAGUUAAGGAACAUUACACGAGCAAGAGUGCUGUUUUCCCAAAUAUCAGCACGAUUGCAAAUGUGAUAUUGAUUUUAUUCAAUUCAGCAAACAAGAAUUUUAUAUUAAACGAGUUACAUUUUAGACACCAGUAUUGCUGUUUUUUUUCUCCAUUUUGCCAACAAAAAACGCAAAACCGUUGCAAUUCUCUGAGCGUCUUUGAUCUGUUGAGCGAACAAAUCAAUGACUCACUCGUUUUCUCAUUCUUGACUGAAUCAGCAGUUUGAAAGAAUCUUUUGAAUGAAUGACUCAUCAAAACUGUCACGUACAGCCACAGACUGGUAGGUUAGUUUCAUAUUUAUAUUAUAUAUGUAUAUAUAAAACAUUAAUCUCAUAACAUUAUUUUGCAGUGUAAAUGCAUUUAUGCCACCUCUGUUUCAUUAAACAGUCUGUGCAUCUAAAUGCACUGAAAAGAUGUAUUUGGCUGAUACUGAUUUGUUUGGUAGCAGCCGUUUAGCCACAAUUACAGUAGUGGAAUUGUUUUUUUUUUUUUUUUUAGUACAGGAAUGUGAAUUUUGGGGGAGAUGUGCUUAACUGUCAUCACAAUCCCAAAAAUCUGAAUGAUCUAAAUAACUUUUUCUUUGUGCAAAAUGUAUUUUUCUGCUAAAGCAUGACCUGGAUGUUUCUUCAUGAGAUUCAGCCACUGUGUGUGGAGAUCAUGAUCAUGUCUUUACAUCACUGAAAACAGUGUCAGUUCUCACCAUAACUCUUGUACAAUCAAAUAAGUGUUGUUAAACUUCAUCUUUUAUAGACUGAAAGGCCGUAAAUAACUAAACUUUUAUAUGUUUUUAUGUAAAGAGGAAAAAAAAAGAAAAAACAUUCCUUGGCUGUUUACUUUUAAUGACACAAGUUCCAUUUUUAAUAGCUUUUGUUGUGUAGAUCUGAAGUAGUCAGCUAUGCCUGUCGCAGUAUGAAAUGAAGUAUGUUUAUGUAUCUGUGUGUGUGUGUGUGUGUGUGCUUUCUAGUAGUCAUUUAGUGUUGACUCAGGUCUGUUCUGAAGCGAUCAUGUCAUCUGUGAUCUCCUGCCACACAUCUUCAGUGUUAACAUACAGCAAGUCAUCGCUCUUUCUUUUGCUUUUGAUGUAACAAUAAUCUCUCUAUAGAUUUAUUAAAAUAUUUUGAAAGAUC
Sinocyclocheilus rhinocerous is the source of this 3078-nucleotide messenger RNA. It is a transcript of the gene tcf7, whose product is annotated as transcription factor 7. Gene Ontology annotation, molecular function: DNA-binding transcription factor activity, RNA polymerase II-specific; RNA polymerase II cis-regulatory region sequence-specific DNA binding. Gene Ontology annotation, cellular component: beta-catenin-TCF complex; chromatin. The transcript is spliced from 13 exons. Gene Ontology annotation, biological process: canonical Wnt signaling pathway; regulation of transcription by RNA polymerase II. NCBI's taxonomy places the organism in Eukaryota, Metazoa, Chordata, Actinopteri, Cypriniformes, Cyprinidae. Bases 175 to 1602 code for a protein of 475 amino acids. The record is from RefSeq and is a predicted model, not a curated record.